AAGAUGAAUUAUCUAAGAGCACUGGGGAAAGGAUGAUCUACCAACAACAACCAAUCUGUUUCUGUCACCACAAGCCAGCAUGUCGACCUUGAUCAAACCUCCACCAGCCGAUCCCAGCAAAUCACCCAUUGAAAGUGUGCUGGAGCUCAAGCAGCUGACGGACAUCGAUCCUGGAAUCUUCACAAACACACGGCCUUUGUGGCACCCCCCAGGUGCUCGAGGUAUCUAUGGAGGUGCUGUUAUCGCACAAUGCCUCGCGGCCGCGCAACGAACAGUCCGCGAUGAUUUCACCGUCCACAGCAUGCAUUGCUACUUUGUGCUAGCCGGCAACGCAGAGAUUCCGAUCAUGUAUCACGUCGAAAAAGUACGAGACGGCCGAAGCUUUGCUACACGUACAGUGCAAGCACGACAGCGAGGACGUCCCAUCUUCACAACGACCAUGUCGUUUGUUCGAGAAAACAGCGGAGGAUCCGAGCGGGUGGAACACGCAGUCGACAUGCCCGAAGUGCCGGGCCCUUCAGAAGAUUUGGAUAUUCCACAGCAAGACAAUAGCCCUUUCCAGAGCCAACGCAUCCACAUUCUGAAUCACCAAUCGGGUAGACCGCAAGACAAGAAGACGAGACAAUGGAUCAAGGCCAGGGGCAAGAUCAGUCCUAGUGGCGGACAUCAGGCACAUUUGUCUGCUCUUGCAUACAUGAGUGACAGCUACUUCAUUGGCACAGUAUCAAGAGUGCAUAGGCUGUGGCGAUUCUCGACGUCCGACAAGGACGGGAAGUCGACGAUCGAUAAUUCAGUGCUCGAGAAACUUCGCGACAUGGACGAUGAUACUCUGCGAAGGAUGCAAGGAAUGGACGAGGAUGUCAUUAUUGCAUUGCGUAACAUGAAGGAUAUAAACAGCGUGGAGCAGAGACGGCCAGAGGUGGGCAUGAUGGUCAGUCUCGACCAUACCAUCUACUUCCACUCGCCGCGCAGCUUUCGGGCAGACGAGUGGAUGUUUACAGAGAUGGAGAGCCCCUGGGCGGGUGAUGGCAGAGGGUUGGUCUUGCAGAGGAUGUUCACCAAGGACGGCGAAUUGGUGGCUACAUGUGUGCAGGAGGGCGUGGUCCGACUGAAGGAGGGCAAUAGCAACAGCAGCAAGAGCAAGAGCAAGAGCAAGAGCAAGCAGGAGGUUGCGAGCAAACUGUAAGGGCAAGAGUGACUCAAAGGCGUGUUAGGGCGUGCAAUCAUGGUGGCAGUCCAGGGUUAGGGCGUGCAAUGGAGUACCUAAGGUAGUCGUGUCCAGGGCUAGGGCGUGGUAUUUGGGUUGGAGUCUAGGGCGUGGAGAGAGAGGGCAGCGGUUAUCGGCGGGCGUCAUAACCCCGCAGCCAUUUUUU
Molecule: messenger RNA, 1373 nt
Organism: Aureobasidium pullulans EXF-150
Lineage: Eukaryota; Fungi; Ascomycota; Dothideomycetes; Dothideales; Saccotheciaceae
Product: Thioesterase/thiol ester dehydrase-isomerase
Exons: 5
Coding region: 80-1186 (368 amino acids)
Biological process (GO): fatty acid catabolic process; acyl-CoA metabolic process
Cellular component (GO): peroxisomal matrix
Molecular function (GO): fatty acyl-CoA hydrolase activity
Source: RefSeq, a predicted model, not a curated record